CUGAGAGCACGUGCAGACGUAGGUGGAUGCUGUUGUAAUUGGCGCGUAAUUACGCACGGCUUCGGGGAUUCCACUUUUAUCACACCACUUAACCGCGAGCGUGUGUGUAUGUAUGUGUGUGUGUGUGUGUGUGUGUGUGUGUGUGUGUGUGUGUGUGUGUGUGUGUCAGAUUGGGGCGUGGCCUCUCUGUGAAUUGUGAGUUUUUUUUCCCCCUCUUUUUUUCUUGCGUUUCUCCCUCCACUUCAAAACUGCUGUCGGUGGGAGUUGUGUGACAGAUGCCGCACAAACGCUCCACAGAUCGGUCGCUGUUGGUGUGAAAACAUCCACAGACGAUGUACAGGUUCAUUAAGAUGGCUGCUUCUGCUGCUCACACUUGUGGAAUAUUCCUGGAUUACAGCAAAAAGACUUGUUUACCCCAUCGGGACUAGGAGCUUUGUUGCGUGUGUGUGUGUAUGUGUGUGUGUGAGUGACCGUCUUCUCUGUGAACAGCCUGCAGAUUUUGGUCCCGUCACACUCUUGCUGAGAUGAAUACGUACUACAUCGUGAUUGAAGUAGUAAUUGCUGUUCUGUCCAUAUCCGGCAACGUACUGGUCUGCUGGGCUGUCGCCAUCAACACCACUUUGAAGAACGCCACCAACUAUUUUUUGGUGUCUUUGGCUGUGGCAGAUAUUCUGGUCGGUUGCCUCGCCAUCCCUUUUGCCAUAAUCAUCAGUAUCGGCAUAGAGUUGGACUUCUAUGGAUGCCUCUUCCUGGCCUGUUUUUUGUUGGUGCUGACACAGAGCUCCAUCUUCAGUCUUCUAGCCAUCGCGAUUGAUAGAUAUCUGGCCGUCAAAAUUCCUCUGAGGUACAAGGAGUUGAUGACGGGAAAGACAGCCAGAGAGAUCAUCGCUAUUUUAUGGAUCCUCUCCUUUGUCAUUGGCCUUAUCCCCUUCUUCGGCUGGAACAUGAAGCACUUAGCCUGCGAAACCAACAGCUCCAAGGCAGACAACACUACAAACGCUGGCCUACGGAGCUGCGAGUGCCAGUGCUUAUUUGAGAAGGUGGUGGACAUGCACUACAUGGUCUACUUUAAUUUCUUUGUGUGCGUGCUGCUGCCGCUGCUCAUCAUGCUUGGCAUCUACGUGAAGAUCUUCACCGUGGCCAGGAAGCAGCUGAGACAGAUUGAGCUCAAGUGUGUGGGUAACGGGGACAGCCAUCACCACGGGCUCCUGCAGCGGGAGAUCCGGGCCGCAAAAUCCCUCUCCAUCAUCGUGGGACUGUUCGCCCUCUGCUGGCUGCCCGUCCACAUCCUCAACUGCCUCACGCUGUUUUACAAGGAGCUGGACAAGCCGGACGUUGUAAUGUACGUGGCCAUCAUUCUGUCACAUGCCAACUCUGCAGUCAACCCCAUCAUCUACGCUUACCGCAUCCAGGAUUUCAGGAACACCUUCCGCAAGAUCCUGGCCCAACAUGUCCUGUGCCACAGGGAGGAGCUGUACCUCAGCUCCAACGGCAGCAGACGCAACAGAGACCAGAUCCACAUGACCAUCGACCCUCUGCUAUAGAGAGCCGUGACGGAGUAUUAUCUGUGUCAGUUCUGUUGUUUCAGUCUUGUAUUUUAUGUCCACUGAGGUUUCUAAUGUUUACAGAACAAGGGUAUGAUAUGUGAAGAUGAACCGAUGUCAAACACGCCUUGAAUGUGGACAUUUAUUUAUGAAUCGUGCCAAGUAUCAGGGGUCAAGCAGUGAAAUGUUGAAUGGAGAGUCUUAUAACUUUUGUAUUGUGAAGGAGUUUUGAUUUUUUUUUUUUUUUUUUUUAACUGUUGAAGCUAACUGGAUUUGUAGGACUGUGAAAUAGGAUCCAAACUUUGCUACAUUCUAAAAUGCUAUUUAUCAUAUUGAAUCCACCCUGUUACAACUCAUAACACUCCUGCUAUUUUAUAUUGUCAACAAUCAGUGCCAGUGUUUAAUUAUUUAUUUAUUGCAAGAUCUUAUCUUUGAGAAUGUAAAGAUCAAACAAAAACAAACAAAAAAAAAAACAAAAAAAAACUUUGUGAGGCUAGAUCUGUGCUCGUGGACCUAGAAAGGUACAAUAGAAGUAGUUUGCAUCCAUGGUUAUUUUUUGGCUUGUGACCCUUUAAAUUAAUUCAUUAACUCAUGAUCUCCAUUACGGGCUUCAUCUGCAGAAAGAAGUACAGACUGUCCUUCCUUUUCUGUGCUGUUGUAUUUGAUUAUAGGGAGGCAUUAGCAGCUGAAAACGAUGGUAUUUCUCACAGACGACCCAAAGUAAGACAGUAAAAUACACAAUACCUUUGUAUAGCAGAAUUAUUUCUAUUAAGCAGCUACCUUCAACUAAGUGCCAGUGUUUGCAAGUGUUCCUGUCGCUGCACUAGUAAAUCUUCUAGAGGCACACAGUCCGCUCUCCACAAGAACAACAGAGCCUCUCACGCAACAACUAAAGAAGAGAGGGAUAAUCAAAACAUAAAAAAGAAAAAAAAGAAAUGCCGCUCUUAUUCCAUGAGUCAUCUCUCACAGCAACAGGGGUCUCACAUUUAUUCUGUGACCCCUGCAGCUAUGAGCCAGAGGAAGGCGUUUUUGUGACUACUAGAUGAACAGCAUGAUUUGAUUUGGUCACGCAGACCUAAAGACAUGAGAAGUAGUUCAGCAACACACACCUGCGGUGCUGCUCCGUAUUAUUUCCACGUUAACAUUUCUUAGGACAAAAGCUCAGGAAGCGGGAAACUGAUUGUACCCUUCAUAGAAACAUGACAUCUGCACCGAGCAUUUUCAGCUGCUUUGUCUUGAGCCAAGUGAUGACAAACUGUAAGCAGACAAGCUGGUGUCAAACUUAAGAUCAAUGCAAUUUACAUUAUUCCUCAUCAUCCAGGCUCCUGGUACACGUGCAUUUAGUGGCUUACAUAACAUAAAACACCAUUUCUUUGAUUCAGUUGGGUGUAUAUAUGAAUGUCACUUGCCUUUGGAGUCCAGCUGACAUCUCCCCCACCCCCCCAUGAGACAGUCUCAGCUGGGAUCCCCAGGCUCUCAUGUGGCCUGUUAAUGCAAUCAGUCCUUCAUACACUGCUGAAGUCACUGACUGAACUGAGAUGAGCUGUUUCCUUUCAGGAAACAAUACGUAUUUUAAGGGUGAAAUGUCUAAAAUGUGUUGCAUCCAAGACUUGUUUUGAUCAAAUUCCUAAUGAUCCGACACUUGUCCGCGCAAAAAUAAGACGACUGAUAGACUAGCUGAACCCAGAAAAAUAGAGAUAAUAUUGAGAGUGAAGCAGGAAACACUAAUGAUGAUAAAAUCGUUCACACUUGAUGCUCUUCCUCUUUUCUGCAUGUUUGCGUGCGUGAAUUUGAUCAGAUAAGUAGUCUUGUUUGGAGUUUCAAAAUGUAUGUGAAAAAAAAAAAAAAAUUAAGGUAUUUCUGGUCACCUGAGAGCCAUCACUACACAAAUGAAAACACAUUGCACUGAUGUUUCGUGUGCUUCAUUGGUGUUGAACCAUGUUGUGUUGGCGUUCUUGAGUUGAGCACUUGCCUCCACUGCUUCGCCAUCUCCCCUCAGUUGCCGUUGUGUACAGUGUUCCACCUCUGACUAAUUUCAAGGGCUAAAAUACAGGAGUGUGCCAACGUUUUAGUACAUUCCAAUGGAGACAUCUAUACUGUAACUGCACUGUAACGUUGUAUUGUCUUUGUUGACUGAUGUGUAAAAAUAAGUACUGUAGAUGUCCGGCUUUCUACAAGCUAUUGAUUGAUGUCAAACUAUUGCCUUCUUUUGCAAUUUCAAGGUAAAAACGGACAAUAACAAGUUGAUCUAGUUCAACAUUCCUGCCUUUCAUUCCAAAGUAUCUGUCAGUGUGCUCUAGUGUCAUUACUAAUCAGGAGAAACAUCCACUCUGUGGUCAAGCUGAUGUUCAAUCUUUCUUCUUCAGGCCAUUGUUUCAACAGAACUACAACUGCAAACUGAUACUGCUAUUUAACAUGAUGCAAUCUGUAUGUAUGGUGAAAUAUUUUGUUAAUAAAGGCAAUGUUUAUAUUGUUA
Molecule: messenger RNA, 4020 nt
Organism: Thunnus maccoyii (southern bluefin tuna)
Lineage: Eukaryota; Metazoa; Chordata; Actinopteri; Scombriformes; Scombridae
Gene: adora2b
Product: adenosine A2b receptor
Exons: 3
Coding region: 525-1544 (339 amino acids)
Biological process (GO): vasodilation; G protein-coupled adenosine receptor signaling pathway; adenylate cyclase-activating G protein-coupled receptor signaling pathway
Cellular component (GO): membrane
Molecular function (GO): G protein-coupled adenosine receptor activity
Source: RefSeq, a predicted model, not a curated record